Messenger RNA from Cuscuta campestris, 1060 nucleotides. The record is from the annotation of a GenBank genome assembly. NCBI's taxonomy places the organism in Eukaryota, Viridiplantae, Streptophyta, Magnoliopsida, Solanales, Convolvulaceae.
GUGGUCACUGGUCACUUUGUCAUUAUUUAUAUUGAGAUCAAUAUUGAGAAGGCGUAUGAUAGGGUGCCAAGGGAGGUCUUAUGGAGGUGCCUUGAGGCGAGAGGAGUUCCCAUCGUGUACACUCGCGCGAUCAAGGAUAUGUACGAUGGGGCUAUGACCAAGGUAAGGACUUCCGGGGGCGUCUCAGAUUCCUUCUCAGUAGGGAUGGGGUUACACCAAGGGUCUGCUCUUAGCCCUUUUUUGUUCGCCUUGGUGAUGGACGUCCUAACUCAAGGGGUUCAAGACGGGGUCCCAUGGUGCAUGCUUUUCGCGGAUGAUAUUGUGCUUAUCGACGACACGCGUGAGGGACUAAACGAUAAAUUGGAAUUAUGGCGCCUUUCCCUUGAGACUAAAGGAUUCAGAAUAAGUAGGAACAAGACUGGAUACAUGGAAUGUCGUUUCAGCGGCCGGGAUACAGAAUCAGAGGUGGAAGUCAAGAUUGACUCUCACCUAGUACCUAAGGUAGACAGGUUUCGUUAUCUUGGCUCGGUAAUUCAGGCGGAUGGGGAGUUAGAUGCGGAUGUUGGACAUCUGGUUAGAGUGGCUUGGGCCAAAUGGCGGUUAGCUUCAGGGGUGUUGUGUGAUCCGAAGAUUUCGCCUAGAAUGAAAGGUAAGUUCUAUCGAUCCGGAGUCAGACCUGCUAUGUUAUAUGGGGCAGAGUGUUGGGCGGUUAAGAAGACUCAUGUGCGUCGUCUGCAUGCGGCGGAGAUGCGGAUGUUAUGAUGGAUGUGCGGGAAGACAAGGAACCUUUGGAGAACUAGGAUUAGAGUAGCUGGAUAGGAGCUCGGUGUUGUAGAGGUUGUUUUGUAGUGUGUUGUAUUUGUUGGAAAUCUUUUGCUAUUGUUUGUACUUGUUGCUUGUACUUGGUGCCUUAUCUGUGCUAUACUGUGUUCUCUUCCAUAUUUUUGUGCAGGUGGAGCCGGGGGUCUCUUGGAAACAGCCUCCCUACUUCCGAGUAGGGGCAAGGUCUGCGUACACACACCCUCCCCAGACCCUACUGUUGUGGGAUUCAACUGGGUUG